CAUUCUACCCUAUUCUUUUGUCUUAAUACAAUAAUUAUUAUUAUUAUUAUUAUUAUUAUGAACAAACAAGAAGCGAUUUAUUCUUCCUUUGUCCCCUAGACUAAAUCCAUCGACGACAAGAUGUUAAGAUUUAAUCCGAUGAAUACUGACAACGAUACUUGUUCUUCUCCUCCUCGUGCACUAUGGUCUGUUGAUGGAAAUCGUAUUAUUGUGGAUGAACUCGACUUCUUCUCAGAUAGAAAUGAUGAUAAAUCAUCUUCUCCUGAACAAUUUGAUGAUGUUUCCAUCAAGAACCAGCUUCUUUCUGAUCCUAUUUCUCCUAAUGUCAAUACUGGUUUGCAACUCCUUAUUACUAACACCGGAAGUGAUGAAUCAACGGUGGAUGAUGGAUCUUCAAUAAUUGCUCAAGAAAAGCGUCUGAAGAAUGAGGUGGAGUCAUUGCAAGAGAAGCUUCGACGUAGGAAUGAAGAGAACGAAAAUCUGAAGGAAAUGCUGAACGACGUGACCACUAACUACACAACCUUGCAAACGCGUUAUGCGUCCUUAAUGCAACAACUACAGAACCAACCUACGGAAAGCUCACAAUAUGAGGUUGUGGAAGGAAAAGCUGAGGAGAAUGAUUGUUUUUCGGAUGAAAAAACUCGAUCAAGCACAGGUCAAAACAAUAAUAAAGAUGAAAAAGAGGGUGAUCGUGAGUCAUCAGAACAGCAACAAAUGUGGGAGUCAAAUAAGGUUAAUAAAUUAAGUACUUCAAAUGCUACGGAUCAAUCAGGUGUAGAAGCGACGAUGAGAAAAGCACGUGUGUCAGUACGUGCGAGAUCAGAAGCCAACAUGAUUAGUGAUGGAUGUCAAUGGCGCAAAUAUGGUCAAAAAAUGGCAAAGGGAAACCCUUGUCCACGGGCAUAUUACAGAUGCACAAUGAAUCCUGGUUGUCCAGUUAGAAAACAGGUGCAGCGUUGUGCUGAGGACAGAACAAUACUGAUAACAACAUAUGAAGGAGCACAUAACCAUGCACUUCCACCACCAGCUUUAGCUAUGGCAUCCACCACCUCAGCAGCUGCAACCAUGUUACUAUCUGGUUCAAUGCCAAGUGCUGAUGGUGUCAUCAAUCAUAAUUUAAUAACCAGAGCUAUGUUUCCAAAAUGUUCACCUUCUGGAAUGGCUACACUCUCAGCAUCAGCACCAUUUCCUACUGUCACACUAGACCUUACACAAAACAACACAGAUAAUAAUAAUAAUAAUAAUAAUUGUCAUUCCCCAUUUUUUCCACCUCAAAAUUGUGGUUCAGGAGGAGGACAAUUACCACAGGUCAUUGCACAAGCACUUUAUAACCAAUCAAAAUUCUCUGGUCUUCAAUUGUCUCAGGAUUCCCAAUUGCAACAACCAUCACUCAGCCCUGCAGCCGCCGCAGCCAUCACUGCAGAUCCAAACUUUGCGGCAGCACUUGCAGCCGCUAUCACUUCCAUAAUUGGUGCUUCUACUUCCAACAACAACAAUCCUAAUAUCAUCAAUAGUGCUACAUACAAUAAUUAAGUUGCAUUUUUCACAAAAUAACAAGCGUGGGAGAGUAAAAUCAAUGUUUGGAUGUUCAUAUAUAUUGCUUUUCUUCACUAGGUUUUUCGUUGUUUCAUAUUUCAUCAUUCGGGUUAUGUACCCUCAAAACACAAUAAUUACCGUUCUAUUUUUUCUCAGUAAAACAAACAGGAAAAGACGACAUGUCUUUGUAAUUUCCGUUUUA
This is a messenger RNA of Cicer arietinum (chickpea), 1738 nucleotides long. RefSeq names its product probable WRKY transcription factor 31. The record is from RefSeq and is a predicted model, not a curated record. Gene Ontology annotation, molecular function: sequence-specific DNA binding; DNA-binding transcription factor activity. Gene Ontology annotation, biological process: regulation of DNA-templated transcription. NCBI's taxonomy places the organism in Eukaryota, Viridiplantae, Streptophyta, Magnoliopsida, Fabales, Fabaceae.